GUGCAGAGCGUGGUGCAGUGCAUUUGCUCCGUCCUCGCAGCGACGUGCGUGAAGAAGCAGGAGCUCCUGCAGGAGCUUUUCUCUGAGCUCUGCGCCUGCCUCGCUCCCCCCUCGGGCUCGAGCAGAACAGCCUCGCUGUCCGAGGAGCUGAAGCUGGCCGUAAUCCAGGCGCUCCACACCCUGAUGCACUCAGCUUAUGGGGACGUGAUCUUGUCUCUGUACCAACCUUCCACCCUUCCUCUCCUAGGAUUUGCCGUAUCUUUGCUUCUGGGCCUAGCGGAGCAAGAAAAAGCAAAGCAAAUUAAGAUCUCCGCUUUGAAGUGCUUACAGGUCCUGGUUCUGCAGUGUGACUGCCAGGAGCAUCGACGCCUAGAUGAAGACGAGGCACAGCAAUGUGGGGAUUUGUUUGCUUCUUUUCUGCCUGGGAUUUCCAUUACGCUGUCUCGGGUUAUUACUGGAGACAUCAAACAAGGUCACAAACCCACCGUCUCUGCCAUUAGACUCUUUUAUCUGAUUGUUGGCUUGGUAAUGGCUGAUGCACAGCUAGCCAGAAUCCCAAAGAAUAAAGAAAAGCUGCCAGUGGAACACAGCAGAGUGUCAGAACUCAUGGUCCAUAGAGGACCCGACUGGAGUAAAAGUACUGCCGAAAAACUCUCUCUCCUCCUGCAUAAAGUGGUUGAAUUUUCUUCAGUUCACCCCCACUGGAAAGUGAGACUGGAGCUGGUGGAGCUGGUCCACCACUUGCUGAGGAACUGCAGUCGGUCACUGGUGGACUCGUUCAGUCAUCUUCUAAAGGCCUUGGUUGGGCUGGUGAACGAUGACAACAGCGAAGUCCAGAGCAGGUGUAACGAGGUUCUGCGGGGCAUUGCGGAGCAGAGGAUCGUAGCGCAGAGCAGGGCUCUUGCUGAUGUCCUCUCUGAGAACCUCCAUUCCCUUGCCACGGCUCUUCCUCGCCUGAUGAACUCUCAGGAUGACACGGGCAAGGUUUCCACUCUGAGCUUGUUGCUCGGCUAUCUGAAGCUGCUGGGCCCCAAGAUUAACGUUGUCCUCAACUCCACAUCCCACCUCCACCGUCUCUCCAGAGCGCUGAUGCAAGUCCUGGAGUUGGAUGUGACAGACGUGAAGAUCGUGGAAGACAGGCGCUGGGGCUGCGAGAGCGCGUGCGGACCUUCGGGCUCCUGGCAGCACGGUGUGCAGAAAGGCAGAUGUCAGAAGAAAUACUUCCGCUUCUUCACGGAGGAGAAAGUUUUCCAGCUCCUUCAGCAAGUUUGUCGUGUUCUUGGCUACUACGGGAACCUCUAUCUGCUUGUGGAUCAUUUCAUGGGGCUGUACGGUGAAUCUGGCAUGUACCGAAAGCAGGCAGCGAUGGUCCUCAACGAGCUGGUUGCAGGAGCGGCUGGGAUGGGGGUGGAUGUCCUUCAGGAACGGGCAAUUCCACUGAACAUGGACGAUCUCAAAGGGUCCAUAGUGUCCAUUCUCGACGAGUACACAGACCAGGCGAACUGGUAUUUGAUCACCAGCAUUGAUACAGAAGAAACCGGCCACGAGCACUCUGUGCAGCGUUCAGGACUUACUGCCCGUCCUGGAGGCGCGCACAGCAGCAUCCUGCUUCCGUCCCCAGAGCCGCAUGUAACGACCCGCACCAUGAACAGCAACAUCUGGCAGAUCUGCAUCCAGCUGGAAGGCAUCGGCUGCUUCGCCGCUGUCCUCGGGAAGGAGUUCCGGUUGCUUCUGCUGUCAGCUCUCUACCCUGUGUUGGAGAAGGCUGGCGACAAGACUCUGCUCAUCAGUGAGACGGCACUGGGGACGCUGGUGGACAUAUGCGAGGCCUGCAGAUAUGACUCCGUGCGGUCUUUGAUUAAUGAGAAUUCUGACUAUCUGGUGAACGGCAUUUCCCUGAAUUUGCGCCAGCUGGCACACCAGCCGCAUGCUUCCCAGGUCCUGGACACUAUGCUGAGGCAUUCAGAUGCCAGCUUGCUGCCGCUGGUAGAAGACGUUAUCCAAGAUGUCUUGUCCACAUUAGACCAGUCUUACAGUAACCAGGCUUCCACGUUCCUCGGGGUCCUCCACUCCGUAAUGGCAGCUUUAGUCCAGUGGUUUGGAUCAUCCUGCGGUGAGGAACACCAGCAAAGGCAGACCGUUGAGUGGCAGAGCAGGACUUUGUCCCAGGGGCAGCCGGUGGUGACAAGGCAAGAAGUGGAACAGUUCUUCCUUGACUACGUCAGACAGAAGCAGAUCGCAGAGGGCGAUCUUCCCGAGGCAGGGGAUGAGGAGGCAGAUGAGGUUCCCCCCCUUGCGAAGCUGGAGCCAAAUGACUCGGACACAGAAGGAGAAACUCUGCUGCCAAGCCAUGCUCAACUGGCCAAAGAUGUGAUGGAGAGGUGCAUCCACUUGCUGUCUGAUGGGAGCCUCCGAGUGCGGCUGAAGGUCCUGGACGUGCUGGAGCUCUGUGUAACUGUGCUGCAUCCUCACGGAAACCAUCUGCUUCCCAUGGCUCAUCGAGUCUGGCCAGCUCUCGUCACCCGGCUGAUUAGUGAUGACCCUCUGGCAGUGCUCAGAGCCUUCAAGGUGCUGUGUACCUUGGCUCAAAAGUGCGGGGACUUCCUGAGGCAGAGAUUCUCCAAAGAUGUCCUGCCUAAGCUGACCAGUUCCCUCCUCAGCCAGGCCCCAGCAAGCGCCAGAGCCGGGCCUGUGUACAACCACACGCUUGCCUUCAAGUUGCAGCUGGCUGUGUUGCAGGGACUGGGUUCCCUGUGCGAGAAGUUGGACAUGGGCGAGAGUGACCUGAAUAAAGUGGCAGAUGCCUGCCUGAUCUACCUCAGUGCCAAGCAACCCAUGAAGCUGCAAGAAGCUGCCCAGAGUGUCUUCCUCCACUUAAUGCACGUGGACCCUGACAGUACCUGGCUCCUCCUGAACGAGGUCUGCUGCCCUCAGCGGUACGAGCCCCCCCACAGCAGCCUGCGGCCCGUGAAGCUACGUGGGAUGGGGAGGCAGCGGGAUGAGUUCACCGACAACGUGCUGCUCCUGCUGGGGAGGCUGCAGCAGCGGGAGCGCCCGGCGCCGCCGGCCGGCACCCGAGAGGCGUCUCCUCCUUGACAGAGCAUCGCGGCGGCUGGGAGGGGAAGCGGAACCGCUGGGAUAGCGCUCACCUGGGAAAACCCCGUCGUUAACCCCCCAGAUCACUCUGGGGGCAAAGGAAGGGUUGCCCAGCCUGGGGCACUGGCCAAGAUACCCUGCCCGCAGGCAGAAGAUGGGGGUUUUUUAAACAGUGUUCGAGGCUGAGGUGGGCACGUUGCCCCGAUUCCUUCGGACCUGGGCUUUCCUGCACAUGGUGCCAGAGAGAAAUCCGGGGGCCGUAGCACACCCAUUUUAAGUUCUUCAACACAAAGUGGGAGUCGUUUUCCAAAAGUGACUUCUUACCACUCAAUCCUUGGGCAGUGCCCGUCAGCACCCCCACGCCCCCCCGACCUCUCACAGCUGUGAUAUUCCCUCUGUUCCCAGCUGGACAAUGAUCGCCAACUCAAAACAAAAACUUUUUCUGGCCUUAGCCCUUUCUCCCUUAACCCAGGGCUGUUUGGGGUGCAUUAAAAACCUUUUCUUCUUAAAACCAGUUCCUACCAGGAGAAGUUAAAACGCAUUUCCAACAAAUUCCUCACCGGUAUUGCUGGCAAGAAGGACGUCUCCUCUUGGAGACAGCCAGGCUGCUCCUUACAGGGUGCCAGGGUGGCUGCCAAGACAGCCAAGCACAUCGUGCUCCCCGGCCCUCACCGCUGAGCGAGGGAUCCUUUAGGCGGCCGGCCCCGAUUUACCACUUGCAAGUGAUUUCAACCUCCUCCUCCUCCUUCCCCGGCCGCCUGCCACUCUCGCAGGCCGUUUCUUAGACCUCUCGGAUUUCUAACGCCCACCCCAAGGAGGUGAAGUACCCACCCGUGCCCCAGCACGGCCGCCCCAGUGGGCGCAUACACGGUCAGUGACAUUAGGUGUGAGCGUGGUGGUGCCACCACAGCGCCACGGCUUGCGUGAGCGGGCACCGCGCAAUGCGGCGAGGACGACGAGUCUUUGGGGUCUGCUCGCUGCGCACC
Messenger RNA from Egretta garzetta (little egret), 4082 nucleotides. It is a transcript of the gene TTI1, whose product is annotated as TELO2 interacting protein 1. The transcript has 7 exons. Lineage: Eukaryota; Metazoa; Chordata; Aves; Pelecaniformes; Ardeidae. The annotation marks the transcript as partial. The record is from RefSeq and is a predicted model, not a curated record. Gene Ontology annotation, cellular component: cytoplasm. Gene Ontology annotation, biological process: chromatin remodeling.